UAUUCCAUCUCGUUCUUCCCCAACAAAACGCCUGUGCUGUGUGCUGUGUGCUGUGUGCUCUGCUACUGCUACCUCAAAUUUGGCUUAAAAAAUGGCUUCCGCUUCCAUCCCUCUCCAUCUCCUCAAUCUCUCCGCCAGAACCGCCAUUAAAGCCGCCGCCGUCAAAUCCCGGCACCGUUCUUCUCUCCCCGCAAGAUCCGCCUCCGUUCGCAUGUCCUACAACCCUACUCCGGCGACCGACCGCCUCGUCUCCGCCGUCGCCUACACUCUCCCCUUCUUCAACUCCCUCCAGUACGGGCGCUUCCUGUUCGCCCAGCACCCGGCCCUCGGCGUCGCCUUCCAGCCCCUCCUCCCCGUUCUAGGGCUCUACCGCUCCAUCCCCCACUCCACCUUCGUCGCCUUCUUCGCCCUCUACUUGGGCGUCGUCCGCAACCCUGCCUUCUCCCACUACGUCCGUUUCAAUUCGAUGCAGGCCGUCACUCUCGACGUCCUCCUCGUGGUGCCAUUGCUGAUCCAGAGGAUCCUCAGCCCGGGUCGGGCCGGAAUCGGGUUCCAGAUCAUGGUCUGGGGCCACAACGGACUGUUUGUUUUCAGCGUUUUGUGCUUCGUUUACAGUCUGGUUUCUUGCCUUCUCGGACGGACCCCUCACUUGCCCCUUGUUGCUGAUGCUGCUGCCAGGCAGAUUUAGUAGAGGAAGGAUGAGAUGACAUUGAAGAGAGCAAUGGGGAUGGAGAAUUAUCAAGUGAAAGAGAAUGUGGGAUUUCUUUUCUUUUGCCAAAUGCAGAUUGGACAUGGUUUACAAAGAAUGGAAGAUCUAGAAACAACUUUGUUCUAUGAAUCAAUGUUUAAGUUGAA
Messenger RNA from Momordica charantia (bitter melon), 855 nucleotides. RefSeq names its product chloroplast import component Tic20-II (gene TIC20-II). Lineage: Eukaryota; Viridiplantae; Streptophyta; Magnoliopsida; Cucurbitales; Cucurbitaceae. The record is from RefSeq and is a predicted model, not a curated record.